Messenger RNA from Striga hermonthica, 987 nucleotides. The record is from the annotation of a GenBank genome assembly. NCBI's taxonomy places the organism in Eukaryota, Viridiplantae, Streptophyta, Magnoliopsida, Lamiales, Orobanchaceae.
AUGGAGGGAAGCAGCUGCGACGAGAGCACGAUGAGCGACUCCCCAUCGCUGUGCCGUGUGGGGAUGAAUGCAUACAUGACGGAGUCCGGGCGGAAGUUGCCGUCGUCCCAUUUCAAGGGAGUGGUCCCACAGCCCAACGGGCGGUGGGGCGCCCAGAUCUACGAGAAGCACAAGCGUGUUUGGCUCGGCACUUUCAACACCGAGGACGAUGCCGCCCGCGUCUACGACACCGCCGCCCUCCGCUUCCGAGGCCGCGACGCCGUCACCAACUUCCGCCGUACGCCCGCGGACUCCGUGGAGGAGACCUUCCUGGCGUCCCGCUCCAAGGCCGAGGUCGUCGACAUGCUCCGCAAGCACACCUACGCGGACGAGCUCGAGCAGUGCCGCCGCCACGGGGCCUUCCACCGGCCCCGCAGAGUCCACUCCGGCCCCCGCGACUACCUCUUCGAGAAGGUCAUGACUCCCAGCGACGUCGGCAAGCUCAACCGCCUAGUCAUCCCCAAGGAACAUGCCGAGAAGCACUUCCCCCUCGAAAACAACCACAGUUCCAAGGGGGUUCUGUUGAAUUUCGCGGAUGGAGACGGGAGGGUGUGGCGGUUCAGGUACUCGUACUGGAACAGCAGCCAGAGCUACGUGCUGACCAAAGGCUGGAGCUGCUUCGUCAAGGAGAAGAAUAUUCAGGCCGGGGACGUUGUAGCAUUCCAGAGGUCGGAGGGUCAGCUGUACAUCGACUUUAAGCCUAAAACCUGUCCUGGCUCAGGGUCGGGACUGAGAUCGGGCUUGGGAUCGGGACCGGGAUCGGGAUCGGGGUCGAGAUCGGAUAACGUAGUAAGGCUGUUUGGAGUGGACAUUUUCCAGGUAAAUCGAGGUGGGCCGGCGAGGAGGGAUGAUGAUGAUGACGAUGAUGAUGAUUGUAUGGUGGGUUUGGAGUUGGGGUUUCUGAGGUUGAGUCCCAGCAAGAGACAAAGGUUUAUUGAUGCCUUGUGA